This is a messenger RNA of Echinops telfairi (small Madagascar hedgehog), 1092 nucleotides long. Its product is annotated as olfactory receptor 6K2. NCBI's taxonomy places the organism in Eukaryota, Metazoa, Chordata, Mammalia, Afrosoricida, Tenrecidae. Gene Ontology annotation, biological process: G protein-coupled receptor signaling pathway. Gene Ontology annotation, molecular function: olfactory receptor activity; G protein-coupled receptor activity. Gene Ontology annotation, cellular component: membrane. The record is from RefSeq and is a predicted model, not a curated record.
AUGGCAGCGGAGAUCCUCGUUUCCAAUCACACAACUGCUCAGGAGUUUAUCUUCUCAGCUUUCCCUUGUGCCUGGGGAAAGUCAGUCCUCUGCUUCGUACCACUGCUCAUCAUCUAUGCUUUCAUUGUUGUCGGAAACCUGGUCAUCAUGACAGUAGUCCAGUUGAAUACACACUUGCAUACACCCAUGUACCUAUUUAUCAGUGCGCUGUCUUUCAUGGAGAUUUGGUACACCACAGCCACAAUCCCAAAGAUGCUAUCCAGUCUGCUUAGUGAGAGGAGAAGCAUUUCCUUAAACGGCUGCAUGCUGCAGAUGUAUUUCUUCCAUUCCACGGGCAUCAGUGAGGUUGGUCUCUUGACGGCCAUGGCCUUUGACCGCUAUCUGGCCAUUUGCACCCCUCUUCAUUACCCCACCAUCAUGACCCCCAAGCUUUGUGCUCAACUGACUUUGAGUUGCUGUGUCUGUGGCUUUCUUACACCCCUUCCUGAGAUCGCCUGGAUCUCCACGCUGCCGUUUUGUGGUUCUAACCAUCUUGAGCACAUCUUUUGUGACUUCCUCCCCGUGUUACGCCUGGCCUGCACAGACACACAAGCUAUUGUCAUGAUUCAGAUCGUGGAUAUUGUCCAUGCGGUGGAGAUAAUUACAGCCGUGAUGCUUAUAGUCGUGUCCUACGUGGGUAUUGUGGCUGUGAUCCUACGUAUUCGUUCGGCCGAAGGCCGUCGCAAGGCAUUUUCCACAUGUGUUUCUCACCUCACUGUUUUUUUGCUAUUCUUUGGGAGUGUGGCUCUCAUGUAUUUACGCUUCUCUGCCACCUACUCCUUCUUCUGGGAUACAGUCAUUGCUUUCGCCUUUGCAGUUGUGUCCCCCUUCUUUAACCCCAUUAUCUACAGCCUGAGGAAUAAAGAGAUAAAAGAAGCAAUAAAGAAGCACAUGAGUCAAGCUAAAACAUUUUUUCAUAAAAUGAGGAAUCUCAAAUACACGGAGAGUUUCUGUUUCCUCAUCGCAUUCAACAUCUCUGUUUCAGCAAACUUGUUUGUUUGUUUCUCCUUCGCCAGCCUUCUACUGAAACUGGUUUCCUGUAGUUCCCAAUAA